AUGGACUCGGAGGCUGAUCCUGCCCCGCAGUCAGCAGAGCUUCAGCAAACUUUACAGUGGUUGGACCGCCCUGUCAGGCAGUUUGAUAUUGCCUUGUGUGAGGCAACUUUGAACGACAGGAUCACUGCACUGGAGGAGCAACUUUCCGCUCUUCAAUCUUCACGACAAGCUUCCUUUGCCAAGCUGGAAGAGUAUCGCACUUACUUUGACAGCAGUCUUUGGAGCCUCUUUGAAGGUGCCAACAAGCGAGCAAGUACCGAAAGUGCAGCGAUCCGUGAAGAGUUCUUUGCAGCUUUAGUUCAACUCCGUGAAGACACUCUGGAAGCUUUGGGUGAAGUACACGAGAGGGUGGACCAUAUUUUCAGCAACGUCGUCCGGAACAUACUGACUCAGAUUCUUUUCUGGAUUCGCUCGAUUGAACCAUGGCCGGCUGAUGCUUCUGAUGAUAGUGAUGGUUCUUUUGCUAUUGUGGAGGCCACUCCGGCUUUUGAUUUGCCGGUACCAUCAUCCUGGAACCCAGGUCUGCUCCGGCAGCUACGGCGCCGUCACGGGGUGAUGUGCCCAAAGCUCGACCAGUUUUCCCUCAGCGUUCUGCUUUUACGCUACGGCACGUGGGACGAGGCUGGCACGUCAGCUCAGUGCGAUCCUUUGGUGGACAAUCUGCUUCAGGCUGCAGAUUCCUUUGCUUCCACAGCAGAAUAUGCAUUUCCUCCAGAACCACCUAGGGUACUGCCUUGCAAGUUUGCUUUGCCACCCCGGCCAGUGACUUCGACAGCACGGGUUACUUUGCAGAACGAUUUGCACGCAAAGCUCCGCGCCAAGGGUCUCCUUUUGCGGCGCCAGCUGGUUUUGCUUCUUGCACCUUUGAGCUCUGCAUUGCAGGAAAUUCUGGAAUCGGCAUCCUCAGAAGCUUUGCUUUCUCAGCUGGUUGCAUCGGUGGCCGACACUACAUUGGUCAGGUAUGUGCCGAGCUGCUUGCAAUACUUUGCUUUGCUUCAGGAUCUGGGUUUUGACGCAGCUCGGAUCUCCCAGGUGCAAGCCUAUGAUGUGAUGAUACAGCUUUACAGGUCCCCUGAGGAUGAAGAAGAAGUUCCCACUUCAUGCUUUCCCCUCAAUACGUUGAAGGCUUUGAGGUGGAUGGUCAAGGUGGCCACCGUUUCUUUUCCGGAUCUUUACACAGGCCUUUUUCACUCAGUGGCUCACCAACGUAACGAAGCUGAUCGUCGAGAGUCAGUGCCUUUGCCACUGGAUUUUGUUGCUUAUUUGGAGUUUUGCUUGAUCUCAAAUGCUUUUCCUGAUCUGCAAUUGAACAUCGGGGCGCUCCUUGUUAUGAUUUGGGGCUCUCUGCGGUUCAGCGAUGCCAUGCACGUGAAGUGGGGAUCCUUACUUUACGAACAAGAGAUGGGCCGUGGAAUUUCUUUCCGGACCAAGACCGCAGUGCGUCGUGGUGCUCCUUUUGGUGUCGUAGGAGUGGGUCUGGUCGGCCCAUGGUUCCCGCUAUGGCUUGCUUUACUGAAAAACGAAUGGUGUCGUAUUGGUAAGGUGACGGGCCCCGUGCUCAGCUUUGUCCCGCCAUCGAUGUGGAUGUGGAUCUGGCAGGUGCUACUUUCACUUUGGCAUCGGACCCUGGUGAUGUUGUGGCCCCAGAGAAGGCAGCCACACUUCCUUUGCACUCGUCAGGUGAGCCAGGAUCCCCGGAUGAGCUUCUUUUCAUCAUCACUGCCAAGACUAUUCACAAGGCAGUGGUUUGCUCCGAGCUCGAUCGUUGCACUACUUUCCAAGGAGUGCACCUGA
Symbiodinium sp. CCMP2592 is the source of this 1794-nucleotide messenger RNA. The record is from the annotation of a GenBank genome assembly. NCBI's taxonomy places the organism in Eukaryota, Dinophyceae, Suessiales, Symbiodiniaceae.